This is a messenger RNA of Acanthoscelides obtectus, 478 nucleotides long. The record is from the annotation of a GenBank genome assembly. NCBI's taxonomy places the organism in Eukaryota, Metazoa, Arthropoda, Insecta, Coleoptera, Chrysomelidae.
CGCAAACUGUAUGGGUAAUGAUGAAUGUCCAUUGACAUUAGAUGAUGCUGGCGGCGUUUUAGGACAUGCAUACUUUCCUGACUCUAGCGGCACCUGUAGAGAAAUCCAUUUAGAUAUAAAUGAACGCUGGUAUUUUGGAAAUAAUCCUAAUAUACCCAAAAAUCAAACUAGUUUUCUUAUGGUGUUGGUUCAUGAAAUUGGACAUGCCCUCGGCAUAGCACAUAGUGCUUCUCCGAAUGCUAUUAUGUUUGCCUUCUAUCAGCAUGAGAUUCGUGGUCUAGAUGUUGAUGAUAUAAAUGCAGUACAAUAUCUAUAUGGAAGAAAAAACAAAUAUGAUUCAAUCCCAACGUCUACCACCGCAUCAGCAAUACCAAAAACAACAACAACUAUAAGAUCUACAACUCUUUCAUCCGAUCCUCGGAUUUCCUUAGAUUACCCACAAAUCGUCUCCAACUGGGACAGAAAAUCUCGUCCGUAA